AUGGAUUUCAACCUGCUGGCAGACGCAGAAGCUCGCAGCCCAGACUUGUCUCUCUCGGACUCUGGAACUCCUCAACAUGAGCACAGCUGCAAAGGGCAGGAUCACAGUGACACUGAAAAGUCCCAGCAAAAUCAGACAGAUGACUCCAACACUGAAGAAGGCUCACUCAAGAAGAAGCAGCGAAGACAGAGGACACACUUCACCAGCCAGCAGCUCCAGGAGCUGGAAGCUACUUUCCAGAGAAACCGUUACCCAGACAUGAGCACCAGGGAAGAGAUUGCAGUCUGGACCAACCUAACAGAGGCACGAGUCCGGGUCUGGUUCAAAAACCGCAGAGCCAAGUGGAGGAAGCGAGAGAGGAACCAACAGGCCGAACUGUGCAAGAACAGCUUUGGAGCCCAGUUCAAUGGACUGAUGCAGCCUUAUGACGACAUGUAUUCCAGCUAUUCCUACAACAACUGGGCCACCAAGGGGCUCACCACCAGCCCACUCUCAGCCAAGAGCUUCCCAUUCUUCAACUCCAUGAAUGUCAGUCCCCUCUCUUCCCAGCCCAUGUUCUCCCCACCCAGCUCUAUCGCCUCAAUGACCAUGCCUUCCUCCAUGGUCCCUUCUGCGGUGACUGGAGUACCAGCCUCCAGCCUCAACAACCUGGGAAAUAUCAAUAAUCUGAACAGCCCGAGCCUCAACUCUGCUGUCUCAUCUAGUGCCUGUCCUUAUGCCUCAACAGCCAGCCCCUACAUGUACAGGGACACGUGCAACUCCAGCCUGGCCAGUCUGCGGCUGAAGGCCAAGCAGCAUGCUAACUUCACCUACCCAGCAGUGCAGACAGCUGCUUCCAAUCUGAGCCCUUGCCAAUAUGCCGUUGACAGGCCUGUAUGAAGGGCUGCACCUCCACCAACCAGGGACUUGACUUUAGCCUGAAACAAGGAGACCUUUAGCCCUACAACAGCGUUCGUCCUGCAGAGAAUGGGAGUCAACACUAGACAGCAAGAGAGCAAGUGGUGAGCAGGCAGACGGACCUCUAUGAAGAUUUGUCUAACUAUCGUAUGGUGAAUUUUGACUGUCUCUCCCCUCCUAAAACCCUUCCCCUGUUGCUCACCAAACCUCCUCCUUCAUGAUAAAGAAACCAAAGCAGUCUACUGGAAACAGGAGCCUUGACAUGUGUGGCUCCUGACCUAGGGGCAGCAGAACCAAAUGUGUUUCAGUCUGCCCCUCUGAGCCCCACAAGUGUGAGCUCCCAAUAUCCCCAGGACAGUAUGGUCAGUCAGAUGCCACCCUAGCAGGUAACAACCAGGGACAGGGCAAUAAGGAGGCUGCCAUUCAGGGCUUGGAUGACUCCUUCUCCAGGCACAUGUGUGAGAUUUCAUUUAAAGGCAUCUUGUCCAAUGACUUAUCACACAGCCAGUAAGGAAAGCCUCAUCUCAGUUGAUUGGUCUCUCUUUUUAUAGUGCGGAUAUAUAAAUGGACCUUCAGACUUGAAGCCUUUAGGAACAGGGAGUUGCAAGGAUAUAAAAUAUGUGUGUGUAUAUAUAUAUAUGUAUAUUAUAUAUAUGCAAAUACAUAUGUAGACACUAAAAUAUGUUUUUUUGUUUUGUACAUGAAAUAACUUACAAAGUAGACCUUAAAAGCAAAAAACUCAUAAACCAAGCACAUCCAGUGAGGUGGCAUCCUGCCUGUCACACUUUACUGCUUCAGUCAUUUCCAGUCAGACAGGAACACCUUUGCCAGUGUACACCCACAGCAUCUCCUUUUGCAACAAUCAGCUCCCCCUUGCACAUCUCUUUCCCUUCUCUUCCCUUCUCCAAAUCUCGUUCCCAAAAAAGAAUAAAGUAAAA
This is a messenger RNA of Pogoniulus pusillus (Red-fronted tinkerbird), 1835 nucleotides long. RefSeq names its product paired like homeodomain 3 (gene PITX3). The coding region runs from base 1 to 879 and encodes 292 amino acids. Lineage: Eukaryota; Metazoa; Chordata; Aves; Piciformes; Lybiidae. Gene Ontology annotation, molecular function: RNA polymerase II cis-regulatory region sequence-specific DNA binding; DNA-binding transcription factor activity, RNA polymerase II-specific. The record is from RefSeq and is a predicted model, not a curated record. Gene Ontology annotation, cellular component: nucleus. The transcript is spliced from 3 exons. Gene Ontology annotation, biological process: anatomical structure morphogenesis; regulation of transcription by RNA polymerase II.